GAAUUCUUCCCGCAGCGAAUUCCCUCGGGUCGCGCCGCUAACAGCUGAUCCUCCGCGCAGGAACAACAUUCACGGCUCAACAUUUAACUUAUUAACUCGAUUUAUUCACCCGGGAGUAAUGGAAGCCCUCAUUCCAGUUAUAAAUAAGCUCCAAGAUGUGUUUAAUACGGUUGGUGCUGAUGCCAUACAGCUCCCUCAGAUUGUGGUGGUGGGAUCACAGAGUUCUGGAAAGAGCAGUGUGCUAGAGAGCCUGGUAGGACGCUCCUUCCUCCCUCGGGGUACAGGCAUCGUCACAAGGAGACCAUUGGUGUUACAGUUGGUCUACACGUCUCAUGAUGACAACCAGCAUCGGUCAGCAGAGGCAGGUACCCUGGACCUGGAUGAGUGGGCCCAGUUCCUCCAUGCAAGGAGUCGGAUCUAUACAGACUUUGAUGAUGUGCGCAAGGAGAUUGAGCAUGAGACAGACCGGGUGGCGGGCAAUGGAAAAGGCAUCUGCAGUGAGCCCAUCCGACUCAAAAUCUUCUCAGACAAGGUGGUCAACCUGACUGUGGUGGAUCUGCCAGGACUAACAAAGGUGCCAGUAGGAGAGCAGCCAGAAGACAUUGAGCAGCAGAUCCGGGACCUGGUCCUAUUCUACAUCGGCAAUCCCAACUCCAUCAUUUUGGCUGUGUCGCCUGCAAACAUGGAUAUGGCCACUUCUGAGAGCCUCAAGUUGGCCAAGGAGGUUGACCCUGAUGGCCGCAGGACGCUGGCUGUUAUCACCAAGUUGGAUCUCAUGGAUGCGGAUGAUACCCUGAACCGCCUGCUGAUGCACCACAUUAGGGAUUGUCUUCCAGAACUAAAGACACGUGUCACCAUGAUGAUGUCUCAGUUCCAGUCUCUGCUCCAUAGUUAUGGUGAUGAUGUCCAGGAUAAAGCUCAGACACUGUUGCAGAUCAUUACAAAGUUCAAUGCAGCUUACUGCCAGACCAUUGAAGGCACAGCCAGGAACAUUGAGACUACAGAACUGUGCGGAGGUGCUCGCAUAUGCUACAUCUUUCACGAAACGUUUGGCCGCACCCUAGACAGCAUUCAUCCUCUUGCAGGACUGACGCAGAUGGACAUUUUAACAGCAAUAAGAAAUGCCACUGGCCCAAGACCGGCACUCUUUGUACCAGAGGUUUCUUUUGAACUCCUGGUGAAGAGACAAAUCCGCCGUUUGGAAGAGCCGUCCCUCCGUUGUAUUGAGUUAGUCCAUGAAGAAAUGCAGAGAAUUAUCCAGUUCUGUGGGACUGAAGUCCAACAAGAGAUGCUUCGUUUCCCAAAGCUACAUGAGAAGAUAAUAGAUGUUGUUACGCAGCUUCUCCGCAGACGUCUUCCUCCAACAAAUUCCAUGGUGGAGAACCUAGUUGCCAUCGAACUGGCCUACAUCAACACAAAGCACCCAGACUUCCGCCCUGAUGCCUCCCUAGCCUCCACCCUAGUUUCAGAUGAGGAGAAGGCACGCAACAUCCCUGUUCGACGCAUCCAUGGUAAUGCCCCCUCGACCUAUGAGCACGAGCAGCCCAAGCGUGGAGAGUUGAGGCAAGUUGACAACUUUGCUAAUAGGACAAACCAACUAGACUACAUGCAGAACCCUAAGAAUAUGACCCGCUUCAUGGGCGAGCAAGGCCUACCCCGCCCUGCGCUGCCCCUCGAGCCUGCCGCAUCAGCCGCCAACAAGGAUGGUGGGGCCAACAAUCAGAACUGGUUCUCGUCACUCAUCGCAGGGCCAAGGGCAGAGACCACGGCACCCAGCAAGGAGCAGUCUAGGGAGUCGUCGCCAAGUGCCACUCCUACGCAUCAGCAAUUAGCUCUCUCGGCCUUUGACACCAUCAUUAAUCCUGACCAAGGAGUAGAGGUUGGAAAGGUACCAACACCCCCUGAGGGCGGCAUCCUGUCUCCACAGAAGCCAGUCAACUUACUCCCAGAGGUCCCUAUGCAGCAGACCCGCAAGCUCACCGAGAGGGAAUCAAAAGACUGUGAGGUCAUUGAACGCCUAAUCAAGACCUACUUCUACAUUGUACGAAAGAGCAUCCAGGAUAAAGUCCCCAAGGCCAUCAUGCACUUCUUGGUCAACCACGUCAAAGACAAUCUCCAGUCAGAGCUUGUGAAGCAUUUGUAUCGCACAGAAGAGAUUGACACCUUCCUGUCAGAAUCCCCAGAGAUAGCUCAACGCAGGAAGGAGGCUGCAGAAAUGCUGAAGGCUCUUCAAAAUGCCAAUGUCAUUAUUGGGGAGAUCCGUGAGACCCACAUGUGGUAAUGAAGACUUCAGCAACAAGUUGGACAGAAUCAUUGAAUUUGUAUGCUGUCAUUCAAUAUUGUUUUCAUGACAGGAAGCAGCGGUACUCUCAAAGGUGUCUUUACAUUGUGUAACUGUGAAUGCUUUUUUCUUUUUUUUUUUUCUUUCUUUUUCUUUAAUUCUUUUCUAAGUUUAGGGCACUCUAUGUUAUCAGUAUGUAACCAAUACACAUUUUUUCUGCACACAUUGUGGAUGUGGGAUGAUUAUUUAUUGAUUUUCAUGUUGAUAUUGUAAAAGAUUUAUAUGUAUAUAAAUAUAUGAAAAAUGAGAUCUUAGUCUGGUACCAGAUCUUUGAUUUUUGGAUAUUUGAUAAAGAAGAGAAUUCUCAAAGAGUUCUAUAUUAUUUUACAUAACAGAAUAUUUGAUACUACAGAAUAUCCCUUGUGCUGCCUUAUGCUAUUCCUGACGGUUUAAUGUGAAGAUAUUGGCAAAUCUAGGUACUUACUCUCUCUCCACUGCUGUAUUAUUCUGGGAAUGUGCAAGUGUAAGUGCUAGUUUUAAGACAAAUGAAACGGCAGACAUUCCCAUGACCCUCCCACAUGAUAGCCUGUAGACCACUGGAAAGAUAAAUAUAUCUAGUCAACAAUAUGGCUGUAUUUAGAAGGUAACAUACAUAAUUUACAUGGCUCUUAUUUUUGUGAUUAUUAUAGACUCUUAUAAAGGAUGUAUUGAUUUGCAUGACACAAUCCACCCAACCUGAAAUAGACUGGAAUACAUACAUUAGCAACAGGUUAACUGUGCAGUUUCUUUGUUUUGUUAAUGUUUAGUAAACCCAGUGUCCACUCAAGUUGUAAACUCUGCCCAGUAUGUCCAAAAAUGCAAUUAUUGAUAGUAAGGCUGCAGAUCUUAUGUAGAUAUACUUUCCCUAUGUAUGUAUAUAGUUAGGUAAUUUGUAUUUUUUUUUCUCUCUCUCUCUCAAUCACUAACAUACAUUUUAGUCAUAAGAAUGUUAUUUGGCUUACCUUUGGUUGCCAAUUGUUCACAAAUUUACUUAAGACUCUAGAAUAAAUUUGCCCAAGAAAUUAGAACAUGUUUCAGUUUAGUUGGUAAGAAACCCAAUGAUCAGGUGUUCCAAUGUUUCAUGUAACACCUAAUUGCAAUGAUUAUAGUACUUUUUAUAUUUAGUAGACGGGUAUGUUGUUGGUAAGCAUGUGCCCUCUGUUGUGUCAAUAUAGUAUCUUUAAUUUAUAAAAGAAAAUAAACAUGAGUCACCUAUGGUAUUUUAAAUGUAAAUUGUUAUAUAUUUCAGCAGAAAAGGAAAACCUUCUUAUAUGAAAGUUUUCGCCUUUUAAUUACAUUGUGAAAACCAUACAUGGGAUAAAGAAAUUAUAAUGGCAAAAUUCUUUUUCCAAGAGCACAAAUGUUCCAAAUGCUAACUUGUGUAAAGGCAGUUCACUUAUAGAAAAUUCAGUUACUGUGAAGAACUUUGGAGAUAAGUAUUCAAAGUAAUAUUUGAUGUUUACCACAUGUAUUAGGAAGCAAACACAGAUCAUUCUGAGAAGUGACUGCAAAUCCAUUCCAUACAGAAUGAUAAUAUCACCUAUAUUCCCUUUAUGAUUUAGGAUAGGGUGAAUUAUUUAUCUUGUUGAUAAUACCUGGAUGUCUAUUUUCAGCUGUCAUUGUUAUUCAUAAUAUAGGAGAUACCAGAUAUUUUUUCUUUGUUGUGUGUGAUGAAUGUGCCAGUACAGUUUGAUAUGUCUUUUGGUGAUUAAUCAGGUUUGUUAGUAUUUGAUUUAUAUUUUUUUUCUCAUUAUUAUUUUUAAUUUAUUGCAGAAUAAGUCAUUUUAAUAAUACUCGUAUAGGAUUUAGAAGGGAACAAACAUUUUGACUGAAUGAGAGUGCAUGUUGUGUGUUUAUGUGCCAUUAUUUAUACUGUGUUAUUGUAUAUCUGUUCAGUUAUGGCUUAUAUAUGAUGAUGCAGAACUAUGUACAAGUCUGUUUUUAAUUAUGAUCAGUGUAAAAUAGCGUUUAUUUUGUUCAAAACUGUAAAUAUUUGUUCCAUUUCAAUGGACAACACAUAAAGUGACCGAUACAUUUCAACGCUUACUUAGGUAACGUGCGCAAUGUGCAGCAAGAAGCUAAUGCUCUUACACGGAAAGUGGUCACGGAAAACGCAUAAGAAAGCUGAAAGCAGAAGUGCAAGGUUGUCUAUGAAGUCUGAAAUCUGCUGCUACAAAUGAUACUUUUUAGCUUCCUCUCUUAAAACUUUUUCUUGCUACCAGUGACUUCAUUGCCUUUCUUCAUGGAAUUCCUGUUACUCUACAAACAGCUUCAUUCUUUGUGUAAAUAUUGCUUAGAAUUAUUUGUAAAAAUUAGAAAUAAAGGUGUUUGUUCACAG
This is a messenger RNA of Penaeus monodon (black tiger shrimp), 4658 nucleotides long. It is a transcript of the gene Drp1, whose product is annotated as dynamin-1-like protein. Gene Ontology annotation, molecular function: microtubule binding; GTPase activity; GTP binding. The coding region runs from base 119 to 2281 and encodes 720 amino acids. The record is from RefSeq and is a predicted model, not a curated record. Lineage: Eukaryota; Metazoa; Arthropoda; Malacostraca; Decapoda; Penaeidae. Gene Ontology annotation, cellular component: cytoplasm; microtubule; mitochondrion. The transcript has 17 exons. Gene Ontology annotation, biological process: mitochondrial fission.